AUGAGCGAGGAUAAGAAGCUAACUGUUCUGGUCAACACUGAGACUGGUCUUGCACUGAUUGAAGAGCCUACUAACUUCAAUGAUUUGAAGCUUACUUUACAAGAGAAAAGGUCACUUUUCUUCUCCAGGAACAAUCCUACUUCCACCAAUAGGAAGAAACCUUUCUUCUUUUGGAACCCACCAGGUCGUUCUUCCUAUGAGAAGAAGCUUGUGCGCAAGAUUGACUGCUUAGUUCUCACUUAUGUGUGCUUGUCGUUCUUUGCUAAGUACCUUGACCAGUCUAACAUAAGUAAUGCCUAUGUGUCGGGAAUGAGGGAAGCUUUGCACAUGGAAGGAAACAUGUACAACUGGCUUGGCCAGGCCUUCUUCAUCAGUUAUGCAAUUUGUGGUCUCUUUGGAACCUUGUUGAUCACCAGAUUCCCUGCUUAUAUUAUUCUUCCACUUUUUGAGAUUAUCUGGGCUAUUAUGUGUCUCUUAAAUAUCACCUGUGACACGUACACCAAGAUUCUCAUGUUGCGAGUUAUCCAGGGUGGCUUUUCGGGUCUUGCUUACCCAGCUGCUAACUACAUUUUGGGUAGUUGGUAUACAGAAGAGGAACUCAAUGUAAGAACUGGUAUCUUCGUCGCUGCUGGUUCGGCUGGAGGCAUGUUUGGAGGAUACAUUCAAUCUGGAAUCCAGGCUCAUAUGGAUGGAAAAUCUGGUCUUCCAGGUUGGAAGUGGAUUUUUGUGAUUGACUUCCUCAUCACACUUCCUAUCGCAGCUUUUGGGUACUUUCUUCUUCCAGGUGAUCCAAACAAGCCUAGAAAAUCCUUAUUCUUGACUGACGAGGAUUUCGAAUACUGUCGCAAGAGAAUGCAAGUUGUUGAAAAUGUUGACAAGGUCAACAAGUUUGACAUCACGAUAAUCAAGCGCUUGUUUACUUCCUGGCAAUUCUACACGUUCACGACGGGCUACGUGGUGAGUCAACUAGUGGAAGAAGGCACGAAUUAUUGGGGCAUUGUACUUGAAUUACAAGGUUACAAUGUUUAUGACAGGAAUAAUAUUCCAACAAUUCAACCUGCCGUGAAGAUUGUGUCGAGUAUUAUUGCUGGUUUGUACAUGGAUGUUCGAGGUAAGAAAUGGGAAAUGUACUUAAUUAUUUGUGCUUUCUGGAUCAGUGGCUUGAGUAUUUCUUUAAAAUAUGAUGUCGCUAAAUCUGCUCAGUUUUAUGGAUACUCUAUUCUUGGUGUGUGCGCUGCAUUUUCAGUAAUUAUCGUCAGUUGGGCUAAUGACAUGUGCAGAGAGGAUGAUCAGUUGAGAGCUGGCGUUUUGGGUUCAUUCAAUAUGGUAUUCAUGGCUGUGGAUAUUCCAUAUGCAACUACGGUAUGGAACACUGAAAAGGGACCAAGAUUCCAUGAGGGUUAUUCAUUCAGCUUGGGCCUUUGCUCUUUUUUAGUUAUAUUCCUUGGCCUCAUCUUGUUGUUUGACAGAUAUCAGAACAGAGUGCGUGACUAUUAUGACGAUCUUGUUCAUAGCAGGGUUCCUGUGACAUUGACAAAUGACAAAGAGUCAACAUUUACGUGA
Molecule: messenger RNA, 1563 nt
Organism: Sungouiella intermedia
Lineage: Eukaryota; Fungi; Ascomycota; Pichiomycetes; Serinales; Metschnikowiaceae
Source: the annotation of a GenBank genome assembly